Molecule: messenger RNA, 3363 nt
Organism: Pipra filicauda (Wire-tailed manakin)
Lineage: Eukaryota; Metazoa; Chordata; Aves; Passeriformes; Pipridae
Gene: ANO10
Product: anoctamin 10
Exons: 13
Coding region: 584-2539 (651 amino acids)
Biological process (GO): chloride transmembrane transport
Cellular component (GO): plasma membrane
Molecular function (GO): chloride channel activity
Source: RefSeq, a predicted model, not a curated record
AUGAUUUAGUGGUGGACUUGGCAGUGCUGCAUUAAUGGUUGGAGUCAAAGGUCUUUUCCAACCUCAACAAGUCUGUGGUUCUAUAAAGAUCCACUUAGAUAAUUUGGACUUUUUAGACAUAAAGCUGUGCUGAUGCUCAGUGCUUUGCAGAUGGACUUUGUCAUAGAACACUUGGUUUAUAGCUUUCAAAAAGUCAUUUAAGUGCUUUGUUCUUAAUUUGCCUAUCUGUAUGACAGGUGUCUUGCUCACCUACCCAGCAUAAUAAAGGUUUCCUUGGUAUGGUUAAAGCUUUACAAUAUUAACUGAGAAAGUUCCUUCUUAAACUUAUGAUGUGUUUACAUACUCUUACCAUGAGAAGCUUAUUGAUUUUAGAUAUCUGUUUGACUGAGGUUCUGUUAAUGUUUUCAUUUGCUGACAAAUACACUGUAGGAAAUUGCAAGGUUGUUUUUGACAAUAUUUUCUCCCUAUCGCAACAACAUUUUUCCUACUCAGAGAGAAGGACAUAAGUAAGCCACUGAGGACUAAUAAUGCCUUGACAACUGGAGAGGUUUCUCAAGCUGGUCUCAGUACAAGCUCGCAAGAGAUGGUGCAGAAACCACAAAAGAUGGCGGAAAGCUGGUCAUUCUUGGAUACUGUUGAGUCUAACUUCAGGCCUCUGGUAGUGAUUGAACUUGCAAAAGGCACCAAAGAAGAAACCAUAGAAUGGUUCACUAAACGAAUUGUAGACAAAAAAGCAGAUGGAGGUGCACAACUGCUGAUUAAACCAUUGGUCACAGCAAAUGGACAUGAAAAUAUUUAUUUAGUUGGAGCGUCCCACUUAAGGCUGUUGCUGGGAGCUGAAGCUGUGGGUUUGGUGAAGGAAUGUAAUGAUAACUCAAUGAGAACUUUUACGUACAGCAGUAGAAAAACUUUCAAAGAUUUUGCAGAUGACAAUCACAACUUCCUUACAAUGGCAGAAUGUCAGUAUAUCAUCAAACACGAACUUGAGAAUUUGAGAGCUAAAAAUGAAAAAAUGAUCCCUGGAUAUCCUCAGGCCAAGCUGUACCCAGGAAAAUCAAUUGUGAGAAGGUUAUUGACCAGUGGUAUCCUAGUUCAGAUUUUCCCACUGCAUGAUAGAGAAGAGUUGAAAAAGCUCCGUCACAGCUGGUAUGGCCGAGUGAGGGUUGGCUAUCAACCUUUAGAUGACAUACGCUGCUACUUUGGCGAGACCAUUGCUCUCUACUUCGGCUUCUUGGAAUACUUCACGUUUGCUUUGAUUCCAAUGGCUGUCAUUGGGAUUCCUUAUUAUGUGUUUGCAUGGGAAGACUAUGACAAAUAUGUGAUGUUUGCCACAUUCAAUCUGCUCUGGUCCACUGUGAUACUGGAAGUUUGGAAGCGGAUUUGCGCCAUCCUGACAUACCGUUGGGGGACGCUGUUGAUGAAGCGGCAGUUUGAAGAACCAAGGCCAGGCUUCCAUGGUGUCCUGGGUAUCAAUCCUGUCACCGGGAGGGAGGAACCAGUGUACUCAAGUAUUAAGAGACAGCUACGGAUUUAUCUGGUGUCCUUACCAUUUGUGUGCCUUUGCCUCUACUUCUCGCUGUACGUGAUGAUGAUUUACUUUGACUUGGAACAGUGGGCUCUGGAUUAUCACAAUGAGAACGAGUCUAACUUCAGCAGCUUGAUGCUGUAUGUGCCCAGUAUCAUAUAUGCUGUUGUGAUUGAAAUUAUGAACCGUAUCUAUCGGUAUGCUGCUGAAUUCUUAACAUCAUGGGAAAAUCACAGGCUGGAAUCUUCGUAUCAGAAUCAUUUAAUUCUGAAGGUUUUAGUGUUCAACUUCUUAAAUUGUUUUGCAUCUCUCUUCUACAUUGCCUUUGUGCUGUUUGAUAUGAAGCUUUUGAGGCAGAGCUUGGCCACUUUGCUGAUAACUUCGCAGAUCCUCAAUCAGUUUGCAGAAUCCUUGCUUCCUUACUGGCUCCAAAAGAGGCAUAACAAGAGGAUGAAGAAACUCACUUGUUCUCAGAAAACUGAUACAGACCUGUCAUUAGCUGAACAAGUCAAUAUGGAGAAAGAAAUGGGAACCUAUUUGGGUACUUUUGAUGAUUACCUGGAGUUGUUCUUACAGUUUGGCUAUGUGAGUCUUUUCUCAUGUGUUUAUCCACUGGCAGCUGUCUUUGCAGUGUUAAACAAUAUCACAGAGAUCUACUCUGAUGCCUUAAAGAUGUGCAGAGUUUACAAGCGUCCAUUUGCAGAACCCACAGCAAAUAUUGGUGUUUGGCAGUUGGCUUUUGAAACUAUGAGUGUAAUAUCAGUUGUAACUAAUUGUAUGCUGAUUGGAAUGUCUCCACAAGUGGAUGCACUUUUCCCAGACUCAAAAAUGGACCUUGUUCUGACUGUGGCAUUCAUAGAGCACUUGCUACUAGCAAUAAAGUUUAUCAUGGCGUUUGUAAUUCCGGAUAAACCAAGAGAUAUCCAGAUGAAACUCGCGAAAUUGGAAUUUGAAUCUUUAGAGGCUCUCAAACAACAGCAAAUGAAGCUGGCGGCUGAGUCACUGAAGGAGUAAACACGGAGGAAUGAGGAUGACUAAAGGAGUCACAUGUGAGGGGCACUGCUCGAGCGUGUGUUUGUGGUGGUGUGUGGCUCUCAGUGCACGCUCCACCAUCUACUGAGUAGGUGGCACCUGCUUAUGUGAAACUUGGUAAAUAAUCUGACACUGUAAAAAAUUAUAUUUUCUCCCGCUCUCUUUGUUUCUCACAUGUAAUUGUUUGCAAAGUCAACACCAAAUAAAGCACUCCAGCUUAUGCCAGGUCUGGUUGAAAUCUGCCAGACUCACUGUGCUUUGAGUGAUUGAAAACAGAUCCUGUGAGGAAGCAUCCAGAAGCUAACUAGAGUUUUCAGCUGCAGCUUUCUAAAGGAAAAAAAAGGUAGAGUAUUAUUUAAUUCACAGUGUAUUGUCCCUUUGGGGUUAUUGCCCCUUUUGUCCCUUUAUUGCAAUAGCUGAUCAAUCCUGUAUUACUCCAAAGACUUGCUUAUUAGCCACUGUUUGCCCAUAGCAAAUUAAUUUAAAUAUUUUAUACAUCACAUAGGGAACAACCAUGUACUAAGAUCUGAGAAAUAUUGAACAUAAAUAUCAUAGAGUAUGCAUUAUAUACUCCUGUGUGCUGGCUCUCUAAAUAAGCCUCAGUUAAAAUCUUUUCAAAAGCUAGGUAAAAAGCAUUCAGUAAUAGUCAGGUUGCUGAUCAGUGAUUUAAGUGUAUUUAUUUUUUAAUUUACAUUGGAUUUUGGUAUCACUUCCCUGGAUCUUGAACUGCAGUAUUGUGUGAAUGGACCUUCUGAUUAAGUGAACCGACGGUAACAGAUCAAUUAAACUUCAUAGUUGAUAUACCA